AUUGAAAUAGGACUGUGGUAAGCCACUUUAUGGCUCUCGAUUUUAUAUGAGAAAAUCAUGCUUAGUGCCUUGUUAGUAAAAGAAAGAAAAUCUGAAAGUCCCUGCCAUGGAAGGAAGAAAUAGUGGGGAGAAAAGGGAGUUGGUAAGUUUCAGCAUUUCAGAGCUUGGAGGGACAAGUUAGGUUUCUAUUUUAUGGAGAAGGAGGUGGAGGCAGGAUGGGUCCUAAGGUGUCAUUCAACACACACAGCCAUAACUCUUUAUUGAGGGUAGAGCUAGGGCCCCAGGGAUUGCUAUGGUCAAGUUGCGGACAAAAAUGACCACUCGUUGGAAGACAGGAGAGGAGUGUUUAGUUACAAAAGCAGUCAACAAUUCAGGUGUAUCUAUAUUCAGUCAGCCAAUAAAAGUCGUUCAACUUGGUUGCUAAUGGGACCCACUCUACUGAGGCUUUGUAUAGAACUCAUAGAGGAAGAUGGCUUCAAGUAAUGAACUACCCUGUGCUUUUCUUAGGACUAAAAUCUCAGGAAGCUGGUGAUGAAUGAAAACCUUAGUCCCACUGGCACUGCACGAGGGGCCAGGAGAGCAGCAGCAUCAUAAGCCACAGGGUGGGGCAGCCAAGGCAGGGGCAUUCUGAGCUGUUGGGGAGGGGUGGCAGGCAGGGUGGGGCACUGUGAGCUGUCGGGGAGGGCACUGUGAAGUGUGGGAUGGGGCAUUGUGUGCCACAUGCCUGGGCUCCCACCUGGGACCAGUGGGCUUCAGUCUGUAGGUGACUACAGAAGGAGGAGGAGCUCCGUCUGUUCUCUCUUCAGGCAGUUGUUGUGUCUCUCAGCGCUUGUUGGGUUCACAGCCUAUUAAAUAAGCCGGCUGGUCUUCACCCUCCCAGACAAGUCAACUCAGGGGAGGCAGCAGGGUGCGGGCCUUGGCCCGCAGCCCUAGCUGGGGCCGUGGCCGGGGCCGGGGCUGGGGCCAGGGCUGGUGCCCGGGGCCGCGCUGUGAGGUGGGCAGGCGAGGAGCGGGAAAACCAUCUCUGCAAGUGCAGCAUAGCCUCGGCCUAGGACAGCGGGAGUGCGUGGCCAAAGCUGUGAGCAGAGGCACAGGUGGUGGCAGACAGUAGAGGCACCCCAUGGGGAACAUACUGACCUGUCGUGUGCACCCUAGCGUCAGCCUCGAGUUUGACCAGCAGCAGGGGUCGGUGUGUCCCUCUGAAUCUGAGAUCUAUGAGGCAGGAACUGGUGACAGGAUGGCAGGAGCGCCCAUGGCUGCUGCUGUACAGCCUGCUGAGGUGACUGUUGAAGUUGGUGAGGACCUCCACAUGCACCACAUUCAUGACCGGGAGAUGCCUGAAGCUUUGGAGUUUAACCUUUCUGCCAAUCCAGAGUCAAGCACAAUAUUCCAGAGGAACUCUCAAACAGAUGCUUUGGAGUUUAACCCUUCUGCCAAUCCAGAGGCAAGCACAAUAUUCCAGAGGAACUCUCAAACAGAUGUUGUAGAAAUAAGAAGAAGCAACUGUACAAACUAUGUAUCUACUGAGCGUUUCAGUCAACAAUACAGCUCGUGUUCGACAAUAUUCCUUGAUGACAGCACAGCCAGCCAGCAUUAUCUUACAAUGACAAUAAUAUCUGUGACCUUGGAGAUACCUCAUCAUAUCACACAAAGAGAUGCAGAUAGAUCUUUGAGGACACUUGAUGAACAGUUACACUCAUUUGCGGUUUCCACUGUGCACAUUACGAAGAAAAGAAAUGGAGGUGGGAGUUUAAAUAACUAUUCCUCCUCCAUUCCAUCAACUCCCAGCACCAGCCAGGAGGACCUUCAGUUCAGUGUUCCUCCCACUGCCAACACACCCACGCCCGUUUGCAAGCGGUCCAUGCGCUGGUCCAACCUGUUUACAUCUGAGAAAGGGAGUGACCCAGACAAAGAGAGGAAAGCCCCGGAGAAUCAUGCUGACGCCAUCGGGAGCGGCAGAGCCAUCCCCAUUAAACAGGGCAUGCUCUUAAAGCGAAGUGGGAAAUGGCUGAAGACAUGGAAAAAGAAAUAUGUCACCCUGUGUUCCAAUGGCGUGCUCACCUAUUAUUCAAGCUUAGGUGAUUAUAUGAGGAAUAUUCAUAAAAAAGAGAUUGACCUUCAGACAUCUACCAUCAAAGUCCCAGGAAAGUGGCCAUCCCUAGCCACAUCGGCCUGCGCACCCAUCUCCAGCUCUAAAAGCAAUGGCCUAUCCAAGGACAUGGACACCGGGCUGGGUGGCUCCAUAUGCUUCAGCCCCAGUAUCUCCAGCACCACCAGCCCCAAGCUCAACCCGCCCCCCUCUCCUCAUGCCAAUAAAAAGAAACACCUAAAGAAGAAAAGCACCAACAACUUUAUGAUUGUGUCUGCCACUGGCCAAACGUGACACUUUGAAGCCACGACGUAUGAGGAGCGGGAUGCCUGGGUCCAAGCCAUCCAGAGCCAGAUCCUGGCCAGCCUGCAAUCAUGCGAGAGCAGUAAAAGCAAGUCCAAGCUGACCAGCCAGAGUGAGGCCAUGGCCCUGCAGUCGAUCCAAAACAUGCGUGGGAACUCCCACUGUGUGGACUGUGAGACCCAGAAUCCUAAGUGGGCCAGUUUGAACUUGGGAGUCCUCAUGUGUAUUGAAUGCUCAGGAAUCCACCGCAGUCUUGGCACCCGCCUUUCCCGUGUGCGAUCUCUGGAGCUGGAUGACUGGCCAGUUGAGCUCAGGAAGGUUAUGUCAUCUAUUGGCAAUGACCUAGCCAACAGCAUCUGGGAAGGGAGCAGCCAGGGGCGGACAAAACCCUCAGUAAAGUCCACGAGGGAGGAGAAGGAACGGUGGAUCCGUUCCAAAUAUGAGGAGAAGCUCUUUCUGGCCCCACUACCCUGCACUGAUCUGUCCCUGGGCCAGCACCUGCUGCGGGCCACCGCUGAUGAGGACCUGCAGACAGCCAUCCUGCUGCUGGCACAUGGCUCCCGUGAGGAGGUGAACGAGACCUGUGGGGAGGGAGAUGGCUGCACGGCGCUCCAUCUGGCCUGCCGCAAGGGGAAUGUGGUCCUGGCGCAGCUCCUGAUCUGGUACGGGGUGGACGUCAUGGCCCGAGAUGCCCACGGGAACACAGCGCUGACCUACGCCCGGCAGGCCUCCAGCCAGGAGUGCAUCAACGUGCUUCUGCAGUACGGCUGCCCCGACGAGUGCGUGUAGUAUCUGUUUUAUUUGACUGCAGUCUCCUUGGUGCAAAAACAAAAUGGGAAAAAUAAAGAUAACUCAGAAUUUCAAAAGGAAAUCACAAAUUCAGCUUAUAAUAGCAUUUUCAGUACUUUUCAUAAACUAAUACACAAAAUGUUGAUUUUUCUGACCGUAAGACAUAUUUUAUGUCCUUUUGCCGAGGUGGAUGUGUUAGUCUCAGGCCCUCCUGGCCACAUUGCCCAAGUCACACAGGCUUCUGUAUUAUGCAUUUAGAUAAGAUGUGUGAAAAUAUAUUUGAAAAAAAGUUCAUAAAUAUGCAUUGAUUUUUGUACACACGGCACCUCUUUUUCAUUUUUAUCUUUAUUUUUGGACCAUGUUUUGCUCUGUGGCCCCAGCUGGAGUGCAGUGGCGUGAUAUCUGCUCACUGCAAGCUCUGCCUCCCGGAUUCACACCAUUCUCCUGCCUCAGCCUCUCAGGUAGCUGGGACUACAGGUGCCUGCCACCACACCUGGCUAAUUUUUUGUAUUUUUAGUAGAGACGUGGUUUCACCAUGUUAGCCAGGAUGGUCUCGAACUCCUGACCUCGUGAUCCACCUGCCUCGGCCUCCCAAAGUGUUGGGAUUACAGGCGUGAGCCACCGUGCCAGGCCCAUGGCACCUCUCUUAAUUUAUAAAUUGAACUGGAUGUGAAGUAAUCAUGUCAGCUAGUUGAGAUAAGAGGGUUACAGAUCGGCUGGGCGCAGUGGCUCACACCUGUAGUCCUAGCACUUUGGGAGGCCUAGGUGGACUGAUCACCAGGUCAGGAGAUCGAGACCAUCCUGGCUAACAUCAUGAAACCCCAUCUCUACUAAAAAAUACAAAAAAUUAGCUGGGCAUGGCUGGGCGUGGUGGCUCACACCUGUAAUCCCAGCACUUUGGGAGGCCGAGGCAGGCGGAUCACAAGGUCAGGAGAUCAAGACCAUCCUGGCUAACAUGGUGAAACCCCAUCUCUGCUAAA
Pan troglodytes (chimpanzee) is the source of this 4161-nucleotide messenger RNA. RefSeq names its product arf-GAP with GTPase, ANK repeat and PH domain-containing protein 5-like. The transcript is spliced from 8 exons. Gene Ontology annotation, biological process: activation of GTPase activity. Gene Ontology annotation, molecular function: protein binding; GTPase activator activity; GTPase activity. The record is from RefSeq and is a predicted model, not a curated record. NCBI's taxonomy places the organism in Eukaryota, Metazoa, Chordata, Mammalia, Primates, Hominidae.